This is a messenger RNA of Mauremys mutica (yellowpond turtle), 1413 nucleotides long. RefSeq names its product biogenesis of lysosomal organelles complex 1 subunit 4 (gene BLOC1S4). The transcript is spliced from 5 exons. Gene Ontology annotation, cellular component: BLOC-1 complex. Bases 73 to 687 code for a protein of 204 amino acids. NCBI's taxonomy places the organism in Eukaryota, Metazoa, Chordata, Testudines, Geoemydidae. The record is from RefSeq and is a predicted model, not a curated record.
GGGCUGCCGUUGAGAGGCCGUUUGCGACCCCUCCCCGCGCGAGCGGCGGAGUCCGCGAACGGGCGGGGCAGGAUGGAGGAGGCGGCGGUGCCGGAGCCGGAGCCGCCGGGCGCUUGGCUCAGCGGGGACAGCGGCAACGUCUCGCAGAGCCCCAGCAGCGCGUCGGGCCUCGGGGGGGAGGAGGGCGGCGACCCCCCCCCGGAGCUGCUGCUCAGCCGCGCCGCCGCCGCCUACUCCGCCUACCUGCUCCCGGCCGGGCUCGAGUUCUGCGCGCAGAUAGAAAGUUUAGACAAGAGUCUAGAAGAUUUGCUGACCAGGGUUGAUGAAUUUGUAGGGAUGUUAGACAUGAUUCGAAGCGAGUCUUCUCAAGUAGUCAAUGAAAGUGUGCCUCAGAUUCACACAAAAGCUACAGAAAUGAGACACAUAUAUAGAAAGAUUGACAAACUAGAGGCCUUCGUAAAAAUGGUUGGAAAUAAUGUGGCUGGAUUGGAGGAGCAGGUCACAAAGGCAGAAACAGACCUUGGAACUUUUCCAAACACCUUUAAAAAAUUCUUACACACUAUCAGUGUACCAUCCUUUCUUAAUAAAUCAUCUUCCUCACGGCAACAUCAGACCCUGUAUGAGCCUCCAGCCCUUUUCAAGACUGAAGACUACUUUCCGUGUCUCAGUGAGCCACCUUAUUCAUGAUUUUGCUUUUGGGUUGACGUGAAUCCAGAAGAGAAAAUGGCAAGUGAACAAAAGCAGAGCUCAUAGUUGCUGCAUUUCUAUGCAUAUCAAUGGCAGAUUGCCAUCCUGACUGUGUGCCACCAUCUGUCUUCAGACAGUAUUAUAAGCAGUCUUCAAUUAUUUGUGUAUAAUAUAUGAUUACAGAAGUCUUCCUAAAACAAAGCUAUAAACUUUCAGGUUAAGAGAGAGAGAAAUUGGUAAGGGCACUCCUGCAAUUGAUUUUUCAUCUUUAAAUACUCCCUAGUAGGAAAAUGGAUAAAUAGGAAAUGUCCUCGCCCCCCCCCCCAUAUUGUAAUACUUUAAUUUCUGUGCUGCUACCAGUAUUAACAUCUAUACCACAAUGUUUCUAUUUUUUUAAGUAGCCCUGUGGUAAUUGAGAUGAGAGAAGGACAAAGCUCUCUACAUUAAUGUCCCCAAGGAAUGGCUCGGGUCCUGCUCUCCAACAUCUGAGAGCAUGUAUUAAAAAUACAUAGGAGUAAGAUCUCCACAGUUCUAUGAACUGCAAACUCCACCAAACUCUGUAGCGUGAGAACAGGAAUGGGAUGACUGCUGUAGAAUUUCAAGGGUAAAAGUCUAAUCUUGAAAGUUCUGUUUGAUACCUGUAUACAACCUUGACUUUUGUAAAUAAUGCCAAAAUUCUAUCUGUAUGAUUACCAAAGCUCUUGUAAUUAAAAUGAUGUAAUUAAA